This is a messenger RNA of Coccinella septempunctata (seven-spotted ladybird), 2491 nucleotides long. RefSeq names its product kelch-like protein 18 (gene KLHL18). The coding region runs from base 141 to 1880 and encodes 579 amino acids. Lineage: Eukaryota; Metazoa; Arthropoda; Insecta; Coleoptera; Coccinellidae. Gene Ontology annotation, molecular function: protein binding. The record is from RefSeq and is a predicted model, not a curated record. The transcript is spliced from 9 exons.
ACCAUCUAACCUGAAAAUCCAAAACAAACGUCAACAAUCUGACAGUCCAGUGGAUACUGAUAAAUAAACAAUAAACUAAUUAUUCUGAUUCUGAUACAGGGUAUAAUUACCCUAUCGUGAAAAAGUUGAAGCGGUAAAGAAUGAUGGACUGCGAUGAGGGACCAGACAUCCCUAAAUAUAUUAUUUCUAUGAAUAAUCAGAAUUUGGUUUUUCAACAAACAGAUUUAUUUCCUUCUGCUUUUCCCUGUAUGGAGGAGAUUAGAAGACAGGGUCGUUUAUGUGAUGUUAUCCUUAAGGUUGAUGGACAGUCAUUCAGUGCCCACCGUAUUGUCUUAGCAUCCACUAUUCCAUAUUUCCAUGCUAUGUUUACGAAUGACAUGAUUGAGUCUAGAAGCAGGGAGAUUGAAAUGCAAUGUAUUGACCCUACAGCCUUGGAAGCUCUCAUUAAUUUUGCAUAUUCUGGAAAAGUUACUCUAGAUCCCAGUAAUGUGCAAAGUAUUAUGAUAGGUGCUUCUUUCCUACAGUUAUCAAAAGUUAGGGAUGCCUGUGCAAAUUACUUACUACAAAGGUUACAUCCUCAAAAUGCAUUGGGGUUUAGGGAUUUUGCGGACUCCUUGGGAUGUAAUUCAUUAGCUGAAUCUGUAGAUAAAUAUGUAGAAACAUACUUCCAUGAAGUUUCACAAAAUGAGGAGUUUUUGAACCUACCAGUGACGGACGUGAAAAAACUGUUGAAGAAAAAUGAUCUCAGGGUUGAAAGUGAAGAACAGGUUUUUGAAGCUUGUAUGCGUUGGGUUAAGUAUAAAGAGAAUAGAAAGGAUUAUUUACCAGAAUUAUUGGCACUAGUACGUUUACCCCUACUUUCCCCUCUUUAUCUAACUGACAGAGUGGCAUCAGAGGAACUUAUACGGUACUCUUUUCAAUGCCGUGAUCUAAUGGAUGAAGCUAGAACAUUCCACCUCAUACCAGAGAGAAGAUCUCUGAUGCAAAGUUUCAGAACGAAACCAAGAGCUUCCGAUAUCAACGGUUUUAUUUAUGUUGUUGGAGGUCUUAAUCGACAUGGUGAUUCUUUGAAUGAUGUGGAAUUUUUUGAUCCACAUACCAACCAAUGGCAAUUGGCUCCUUCUAUGACAAUGCUCAGAUCUAGGUUAGGAGUUGCAGUGCUAAAAAGUCGACUCUAUGCAUUUGGAGGUUAUAACGGGAAAGACAGGCUUUCAAGUGUUGAAAUGUAUGAUGCUGUGAAAAAGGAGUGGUCUCUUGUAGCUCCCAUGCAGUGUAAAAGGAGUGCGUUAGCUGCGGCUGCCCUGGGAGAUAUCAUUUAUGUGUGUGGAGGAUAUGAUGGAGUUACUUCAUUGAGUUCUGUCGAGAUGUAUCACCCCAAUACGAAUACAUGGUGUUCCUUGACACCAAUGAACAAAUCUAGGAGUGCCAGUGCUGUUAUCUCGUGUCAAGGUUUUAUUUACGCCUUGGGAGGCCAUGAUGGUUUGUCGAUAUUCGAUUCUGUUGAAAGAUUUGACCCAAACACUAAUACUUGGACUGAAGUUGCUCCAAUGCUGAAAAAGAGGUGUCGUUUGGGAGUUGCGGUUUUGGGUGGAAAAAUCUACGCCUGUGGUGGUUAUGACGGAAGUUCAUUUUUAAGAACGGUGGAGAGGUAUGAUCCUGACACUAACAAGUGGACUUUCGUAGCUUCAAUGAAAUUUCAAAGGAGCAGAGUAGCUUUAACUGCCAACGCCUGUAAGUUGUGGGCUGUUGGUGGGUAUGACGGUAUUUCCAAUCUUGUCAGCGUGGAAGUAUACGACCCGAAGACUGACUCUUGGAAUUUUGCUCCCGACAUGAUCGCCCAUGAAGGGGGAGUCGGAGUAGGUGUUAUAGCUGUGCCAUAAUCGAUUACGCAGGUUCUGCAACCCUUAAUGCUGUAAUAAAUUUGAUGUGACGAAUAUUUGAAUUAUUUCACUGCAUUCUAUGGGCAGGACUUGAGUUCUUACUUUUCCAAUAAAUUUAUUUGCUCAACGGAAAUUUCUGAUAGGUUCUACGAUAAGUUUCAAUACUGCCAAUAGACUGUGCUAAAGAUUGUUUUUCGCUGCAGGUUCUAUGACAGUCUAGUAUUAUUCCACUGAUCAUGUACAUAUUUCUAUUUUGUACUUUUUUUUUGUUGAAUUUAGUAUUCGAAGUUCGUUUCAUUUGUAAUGAAAUAAGACGAAGGUUAAAAUCUUUCCAAUUCGGAAUUUUAGUCUAGAAUAUCGCUGGAUUAGUCUAGUCUGAUGUUGACCAUCGGAAUAAAUGUGAUAAUUUUCAAAUGUAUGUAAUAUUUACGGAAUUGUAAAAUGUAUGAGAUUUUCCAUAUUAUUCGGGGGUUCUGUACAUUGAACGUAUUUCUCUGCCUCUGGGAAUGAUCUUUGCUUUCUGUUUGCUUAUCGGAUCUUGAACAUCUGAAGAAAACUGUGAAAAUAUGUAAAUUAUACAUAUUUUGUAGCCAAUAAAGGGAUGUUUUUUA